This is a messenger RNA of Scophthalmus maximus (turbot), 3003 nucleotides long. It is a transcript of the gene naxd, whose product is annotated as NAD(P)HX dehydratase. The transcript is spliced from 11 exons. Gene Ontology annotation, biological process: metabolite repair. NCBI's taxonomy places the organism in Eukaryota, Metazoa, Chordata, Actinopteri, Pleuronectiformes, Scophthalmidae. The coding region runs from base 777 to 2696 and encodes 639 amino acids. Gene Ontology annotation, molecular function: ATP-dependent NAD(P)H-hydrate dehydratase activity. The record is from RefSeq and is a predicted model, not a curated record.
GGAGCGAAGUGUCCGCGGCUGUUAGCUAGGAGAGGAGAAAAUGACAACAACAUGCCGCAGCAGAUUCAGACGCUCGCCUUUUCCUUUAUCACACUCGCACUGUCGAUUGUCGCCACACUGGUCUGUUUGAACGAGAAAGGUAAACGGAAGGAAGUGUUGUGACAAGUUUGCUUCUCCUACUAGUUAUAACGUCAGCGUGCAGCCCUGACGACCUGUCCAUGUUGGUCGAGGAGUUGACGGGGUAAAGCCCCAGUUUGAUUUGUUGUCACUGGUCUUUAGGACCCCGCGGACACCGAGGCUGGGCGGGGGAGCGGGGGAAAGGUGAAGUUAACCCCGCACAGCGCUGAUCAGGGGUCAGUUUUCAUAUGUACCCGGUUGAAGGUUAACGGUGUGAGAGCAGCUCAAGAAGCCGACACCCGGUCAGUCAGUGUCAAAGCACCAUGCGACGUGUUCAGCCAACGACAUACAAAAAGGGGACAAAAAUAAGACGAAUGUGUUUUAGCUAGCAAACAGAGAGUUGGUGUGCGCCGGUUAUUGGAAUGGUUCCCAUGGUGGGAACUAUAAUUACUACCCCGGUCAAGUCCUUGUGCGCUGCCCGGCCGCGCAGUUGUCGUUGUUGACGUUGUUCGGGACAGCGGCCGCCCCGCGGCUCCGAUGCAGCUGAGAGCAAGCGUCCACACGUCCAUCAUAAUCCGCCGUGUCAACGUCUCCACCCGACCCCCCCGCCCGCCCGCGCGCGGUGGACGUCGCCCGGAUCGAACCCGUCCGUCUGCGCCAUGCAGGUGAACACGACGCGGGGCUUCCUGUGGUCGGACGUGGAGACGCGGACCUUGUUGAACAUCUGGGGGGAGCAGGACAUCCAGACGGCGCUGGAUGGAAACUUCCGAAACAGCUUCGUGUACCGCGACGUCUCCCGGCGGCUGGGGGCGAUGGGGUUCGAGCGGACGCCGGAACAAUGCCGGGUGCGGAUCAAGAGCCUCAAGAGACAGUACCUGCUGGCGAAGGAGGGAAACCUGCGCAACAACGGGCAGUACCAUAAGAUAUGCAAGUUCUACGACAUCAUGGAGAUGAUUCUGAGCAACCGGCCCGCCCUUGACCCCCAGGAGUUCAUUGACGGCGGGGCGGGAGGAGAGGAGGCCGUGGACGGCCUGGAGGAGGAUGGAGAGGAUGCUCAGGACGCGUACUCCGAGGGCACUGGGGAGUGUCCUUACCCUGCAGAGACUGAAGUGAAGCUGGAAUACCCGACAAUUCCCAUCCCGAUUCCAGUUAAAGUGACAGUGGGAAAUAACAGCACUUCAGUCAGAACACACAACAGCAGCCAGUCGGCCACCAGUGUGUCAGCCAGAGCACCUAAGCGUCCGAGGAAGCGGCGCGCUAACUUCCCCAUGGAGAAACUCAUGGAGCAGUUCCUGGAGCAGAGCGUCCAGGCCGAGGACAACUUCUACCGCAUGGAGGAGCAGCGCCUGCAGGCGGAAGACCGCCGCAGGGAGGCCGAACACGCCCGGGAGCUGCACAUGCUUCAGAUGCUCGGCCAGAUGUUCUCCAGCAUCUCCUCCUCCUCCUCCUCCACCACAUCCGGCCCUGCAGCCACUCCGUCCAAGACAGCUCUUUCUGCCCGCGCGCCGGUCCCCUCCAGUGCCUCCCCGUCGUGCACACGCGGCCAGUCCGGUCAUCUCAGACGACCUUCGCCACCGACAGACUGUUUCCUCCAACAGAGUCGACUGUUGGACCCAGAUCCCCGGGCUUUAGUGUUUGAACGCUACUACAGCUCGGGGUCGACGUCACACAGCAGCAUGGAUGAUGACAUCCUCUCACUAGUAAAGAGCAUAGUCCCUCCACUGACGUCCAAAAAGCACAAAGGACAAGAUGGACGUAUUGGAAUCAUUGGAGGGUGCCAAGACUACACAGGAGCGCCAUACUUUGCUGCCAUCUCUGCUUUGAAAGUGGGGGCCGACUUAUCUCAUGUGUUCUGCACCAAAGAUGCUGCGACUGUCAUCAAAUCAUACAGCCCCGAGCUCAUAGUUCAUCCUGUUCUGGACAGUCCUAAUGCUGUGGAAGAGAUUGAAAAAUGGCUUCCGAGACUGCAUGGCCUUGUGGUGGGACCAGGUCUAGGGAGAGAAGACUUUUUAUUGAAAACGGCCAAGGAGGUGAUAGAGAAGUCUAAAACCAGAGAUAUCCCUAUAGUCAUUGAUGCGGACGGAUUAUGGCUAGUUACACAGCAUCCAUCUGUUAUUCACGGGUACCAGAAGGGUAUCCUCACGCCUAACUUCAUGGAGUUCACCCGGCUAUAUGAGGCACUGCACCAUGAACCCAUGGACAGCAGUGAUCAUCAACGCAGCGUCCUGCAGCUCAGCGUAGCCAUGGGCAACCUCACUGUGGUGCUAAAAGGAGAACAGGAUCUUAUUACAGAUGGAAGUAAAGUGAUCUCGUGCAGUGUUGAGGGCAGUGGGAGAAGAUGUGGCGGACAGGGUGAUCUCCUGUCUGGAUCUAUGGGAGUGCUGGCUCACUGGGCCCAUGCUGCCUCUGCAGCUGGAGUGGUCAGAAGUGUGAAUCCGUCAGUGGUUGCGGCAUUCGGGGCUUGUUCGCUCACCAGACAGUGCAACAGUCAAGCCUUCCAGCGGCAUGGCAGGUCCACCACCACCUCGGACAUGAUCCAGGAGAUCGGCUCAGCCUUUAAAAAGCUUUUUGAAAGCUGAAAACAACCAACAACAAUGGGAAAAAAAAAAGUGUUCAAAAAAAGCUAUUCAUACAAACACAACUUUGCUUUCAUUAAAACUGGUAAUGGAGGGAGAACGUUCUCCUCUAGUAAUAUUUGAAUGAAGGUUAGUGAGGUGUGGACCAUCUCCUGUGGAAAUGAUCUGGUGCAGAAUCAUACAAGCCUGAGGUUCAUUAAAUUGACAUUUUUUUUUACAGGAAAACCAACAAACACUGUCUUCCGUCUCUCAAGAAGUACUACAAUGCAUUCACCAAACAUUAGAAUUUUGAAAUAAAUAAAUAAAUAGA